Messenger RNA from Neoarius graeffei (lesser salmon catfish), 3220 nucleotides. RefSeq names its product SPG21 abhydrolase domain containing, maspardin (gene spg21). Gene Ontology annotation, molecular function: CD4 receptor binding. The record is from RefSeq and is a predicted model, not a curated record. Bases 93 to 1028 code for a protein of 311 amino acids. Gene Ontology annotation, cellular component: trans-Golgi network transport vesicle; cytosol. The transcript is spliced from 9 exons. NCBI's taxonomy places the organism in Eukaryota, Metazoa, Chordata, Actinopteri, Siluriformes, Ariidae.
UUUAUGUUGGAUGCGGAAGUGAACUGUCAUAUGACUGCAAAAGAAAAGCUAAAAUGUUGCUAAUCUGUGGAUGACAAUUUUCACCAAAAGAAAUGGAGGAGAUAAGAAUGUCUCCUGACUACAACUGGUUUCGAAGCUCAGUACCCCUCAAAAGAAUUAUUGUGGAUGAUGAUGACAGCAAAGUCUGGUCGCUAUAUGAUGCCGGGCCAAAAAGCAUCAGGUGCCCGAUCAUCUUCCUUCCUCCUGUGAGUGGCACAGCUGAAGUUUUCUUCCAGCAAGUGUUGGCUCUUUCUGGCUGGGGCUAUCGUGUCAUUUCGCUCCAGUACCCAGUCUAUUGGGAUCUUCUGGAAUUUUGUGAUGGAUUUAAGAAACUUCUAGACCACUUGCAACUGGACAAGGUGCACUUAUUUGGUGCUUCUCUGGGAGGAUUUCUGGCUCAGAAAUUUGCAGAGGUCACACACAAAUCCCCUCGAGUUCAUUCUCUGAUCCUGUGCAAUUCAUUCAGCGAUACAUCCAUUUUUAACCAAACAUGGACUGCUAACAGCUUCUGGUUGAUGCCAGCUUUUAUGCUUAAGAAGAUUGUUCUUGGAAACUUUGCUAAAGGACCUGUUGAUCCCCAAAUGGCAGAUGCCAUUGAUUUUAUGGUGGACAGACUGGAGAGCUUGAACCAGAGUGAACUGGCAUCCCGGCUUACACUGAACUGCCAAAACUCCUACAUUGAGCCUCACAAAAUAAAGGAUGUUUCAGUCACCAUUAUGGAUGUAUUUGAUCAGAGUGCUCUUUCAAAUGAGGCAAAGGAGGAAAUGUAUAAACUGUACCCUAAUGCCAGGAGGGCUCACCUCAAAACCGGCGGCAACUUUCCCUACCUUUGUCGAAGCGCCGAAGUUAACCUUUACAUCCAAAUACAUCUGCGACAGUUCCAUGGGACCAGAUACGCUGCCAUUAGCCCUGCUAUGGUUAGUGCAGAGGAGCUCGAGGUCCAAAAGAGCAAUCUGAAUAAAAUUAGAGAGGGCGAUGAUGAAUCAUAAGAAGAUUAACCCCCUGGCCCCACAGCCUACACUGAGCCGAUUACGGAAGCAUUGACUCGUUAAGUCAGCGCUACACAUCACAUGCUGGGAAAAACCUCCUUUUGGUCUCAUGUUUUUCUACAAUGGAUUCAAUCAAAAUGAACUAAGAGAACCUAUUUUUACUUUCCAGAAACAAUAUUUUGAUAUGUAUUAUGACUGUAAAUAAUUUAAGACUGGGAACUCGGUCAUAUUUCACAGGAUGCCAUUUCGAACUGGUUGCCUUAUACCUUAUAUUUGAUUAGCUUUGCGCUUCAUAUUGUCCUUUUUCCGCUUUUGUUACUGUAACUCAUGCACUGAUUAAAGGUAAAGCCUACAAAAGUCACAGGUUUGGAAGGAUGGAAAAGAUGUAUAUUGGCAAAUGUUAUAUUAAGUAAAAAUUUCCAGUCUUGGCCGAAUCACUAAAAGGAAUAAUUUGCAGGAAGAAAAUAUACAAUGGUCAGCUGAUUAGCCAGGACAUGCUUGGUGUUUUCUUUCCAUUUUUGGACUGGACCUAGAAAUUUAUUAUAACAAAAACGAGACAUCGAAGCCUGCCUCACCCAAAUUUUUUUUCCUGUAAAUCUCAAUCAGACCAAAAUCACUUGUUCACGACGGUCACUUUUUGUAAUGUAUAAACAUGAACCAAACUUCACUGCACAGCUGAAUCCUGUAAUGUGAUGGUAACAGCCAUCAUGCAACAUGAAAUUUGGUAUCAUUUGUGCAUUUGGUCACCAUGUUUGCAUUACUAACUUGUACAACAUGCCAUAUCAAAUUGAAUUGUAGAGAAAUACUGUAUACAUAAUAGUAAAUAAUUAACUUAGUUAAAAUUGUAUAGCAUAAGUUUUGGGUUUUUUUUUUUUUUUUUUUGAGGCAGGUGUUUGAAGAUUUUGGGUGGGAUAGACUCUAGUUACUGAUUAGUUAUAUUAAAUUACUUAUAUCAAGUUUGUAGCACCAGUGCAAAGUUAACUGAUCCAUUAAGUUUGGGGUAAGUGAAAAGUUUUGUUGAACAAUUCCUUUAAAAUUAUUUGCACAGGAUUAAAACCAUCUAUUAGACUAGAUCUCUGAAGGGCCAAUUUACGAGGAGCAUGGCUUUAAUUCACUGUGAACAUAGUUUUAAUUUACAUUUAUAUAAGUUUUAGUGAUGGAGAGAAAAUUAAGCAAGUCACGCAUUGCUUAAGAUGUCAGAUGGGGUUUGUAUUAAACAUCAAGAUACUUGGGCUGUAGAAAAUGCUUAACUCCAAUGUAACAAUACUCUGUCUUCCAAAGCAAUGUAAUUUUGUCAUCACUGGGGAAAAAAAAAAAAAAAGUGCGCUUUGAGCUGCACACAGGCAAAUCCACAUUGUUAGAGUGGAUUCCCCCUCGUGAGUAUCACGUCAUUUGAACACUGAUGAAGGAUGGGUGGCUUGUGUCAUUUUCACAUUUCAGUAUUUUAUUAGUCACAUUUCAGUAUUGCAGUAUGUUAAAAUAUGAUACAAAUUUACAUUAAUUUAAGGAAACUUUCAAUCAAAAUACUUUUAAUAAAUACAUGGUUCAUUAUAAGCUAUUGGAUUGGUCAGAUUCUGUUUUCUGAAAAGUUUAAUGUAUUUGUCUGAUUGUUAUAGAUACAAAUAAAAUAAAAUAAAAAUUGUGACCAUAUUCAUGCUUGUAGCCUCUAAAACCAAUUUUCUCUGAGAUGGAUGACCAUAGCUGUCUUAUAAGUUUUGGCACUGCAUUAAGGUUCUCUAUACUAAUAAUCAGACGAGGAGUUCAAAUCCCAGGAUUGUAACCAGAUUGCUCUUGCUCAGACUCAAUGUUGUCAGAGUUUUAACUGUGGCUUUUCUGUUAAUAUCAUUUUACUUUAUGCUUCACAUGGCAGAGGUUUUUUUUUUUUUCCCCCUCUAGGAUGUCUGCUAGUCAUGAGAAGAGCACGAGAUCAUUCAGCUUCAUAUUGGAGCAGCAGUGGGUUUCCCAAAAGCCUCUUAACUUUCAGAGCGAGAGUGUUCACUGUGCUGCUCACGCUACCAUUUAAUGAUGAUCUUUGUGCUGAGAUGCUUUUGGGAAACUCGGCACAGAGCUUAGUUUCCUUCAGCUUUACUCAUUCAAAAAGGGUUCAGAAUUUACUAACCCAUUACCACCUGCAUUGUUACACCAUCUACCUGCAAGGAUUGUAUGCAAAUAAAUAAUUCAUUAGACAUUCA